Messenger RNA from Ornithodoros turicata, 5147 nucleotides. RefSeq names its product FYVE and coiled-coil domain-containing protein 1-like. NCBI's taxonomy places the organism in Eukaryota, Metazoa, Arthropoda, Arachnida, Ixodida, Argasidae. The record is from RefSeq and is a predicted model, not a curated record. The coding region runs from base 203 to 4867 and encodes 1554 amino acids. Gene Ontology annotation, biological process: plus-end-directed vesicle transport along microtubule; positive regulation of autophagosome maturation. Gene Ontology annotation, cellular component: lysosome; autophagosome; late endosome. The transcript is spliced from 19 exons. Gene Ontology annotation, molecular function: metal ion binding.
CACGUGACCCUCAAGCCCUGUGUAAUCCCAUCCACACAUGUUGCCGUAAUCAUAGCGGACGGAAUACUUGCAUCAUCCAUCCCGAUACAUUUCGUAGUAUUCGUUUCGAAGGAAGGAGAACUAGAGGUGUGUGGAUGUCUUCGCUGUCUCUACACGCAAAAGUCUGCGAACGAAAUGUGUUUAUGCAAGAACCGAAUUUGGGAUGGAGAAGGUGGGGUUUAGAAUUUUCUUCGUGCGACAAGAUUCCUCGUUCUGCGGAAAGAAGGACACAAAUGACCGUGCUCCAGUUCCUGCAAUGGCAUCUGGAAUACACAUAGACAAGGUGGUCGCAGACAUCCGAGAAUUCGUGAAGGAGCUAUGCAAAGAGUACCAGGAAACUCUUAUUCCUAUCAACGAUGACAACGUCAAUCUCCACAAGCUCUGCACCAAGCUUGAACACGUUGUCCAACAUGGACAGAAAGACAAGUUCACCUUCUUGGGCAAUCCCAAGGAUUACUGGGACUACUUCUACCGUUGCUUCGCGUCGGAGAGCAGCUGUCCUGCAUACGGCGGCAUUACUUACGCAAAGUCUUUAAGCGAGGUCAAGACUAGUCUUGGGAGGGGCCGAGCUUUCAUCAGGUUUUGUCUAAUGUUCAAGUGUCUUCCCGAUACCUUGAAAGCAUGCGCUGACAAUGUCAAGGCAACUAGUGAGUUUUACCAGGACUGGUCAAUACUCCACAAUUCACAGAAGUUCCAUAACUGUAUCGCUUCAUUGUAUGACCUAAAUGCGGCAGCGUUUGACCUGUCACCAGGCGCAACUGAUCUAGAUGUGUCAUGGCCGCAUUUUGCAAAGAAAACCAAUUAUUCCUGGAUUCCACAGAACAAGCGUUCAAGUAUAACCAGUAUUACAGUUCCAGUAUCGGGGAAUAAAGACGGUCCCGCAUCUCCAGUUCCUAGCUCCGUUCCUCAGGAUGUCUUCGAGCAGAUGAAAAAAGAGCUUCAGCAGAAAAUUUGUGACGCCGAAGCUGCCACUGCUGAGUCUGCGAGAGAGCUACAGGUGCACAAGGACGAGCAAAAACAGAAAGAAGAGCGUUGGAAAGAAAGGGAAGAGGAACUUUUGGCAAAAUUAGCUGUCCUUGAGAACGCUGGGAUGAAUGGAUCCGCCCAAGAUUCUUCGACAGAAACGGAUCAAGAACUUGACAAGGAGUUGCAACAGCUCGCAACAGAAAACAAGGACCUGUCUGUGAAGAACGGUUUUCUUACUCGACGACUGAACGAGAUCCUACAAAGGCUUGAGGACAGCGAGGAGGCACUGGUAGCUGCAAGGCAAUCGGAACUCGAGUUGCAGACCAGAAUGGAAAAGCUUCGGCUCGUUAACGAAGGUCUCAAGAACCUCGUAGAUGCAGUCCGGCAAGAGAACACGAUUCUGCGGCAGCAGGCAGUGGUCAUGGAUAAAGAGAUACACAACACGCACAUUCUUCUGGAACAAAAGAAAGUACAGUGUAAGUGUCUGGACGAUCAGCUCACAGAACUGAGGUCAAGGUGCUGUGAAGCCCUUAAUAGCAGCGCCCUUAAGGAUAAAAAAAUUAAGAAAUUAGCAAGCAUACUGUGUGUGAUACGGAAGCGGCAUAUAACGUCAAGCAAGUCGCCAAGUGAAGGAGAAGGAAUCUCAAGUGGUGAUGACAAGAAUGUCAACUGUGAUGUCUGUGAUAGCCCCGCCGACGGGACCACUGAACUUUCUGCGCUAAGUGCGAACAAUGAUAAAGUACAAUAUCGGGAACUCUGUAAAGUCGUGGACGAAUUUCCUUCAGGAGACUCAUCGACAGAUGCUAACUCUGAGCUGUUUGAACACUGUUUGCGCUACCUCGGGUCGGCGUUGCUACAGCAAGAAUCUCUGAUCGAGAAAGCAAGCAGCAGAGUGAAAGACUUGUCUUCCGCAACUCAUAGUAUUAACUUACAACUGCACGUCUUACAGGAAGUGCUAAGCAUGAAGCCUCCUGAAGAUGCCGCACCUAGCAACGGUCACACUGUGGUGUCACAAGAAAUAGUACAAACAGAACUGACGCCACCUCGAAUUGAGGGAUGUGAUUUUAUUGCUACACUUUUCGAAACCCUCUGCCGUAAUCACGCUAAGCUGCAUGGGUUGAUGCAAGCAGAAUCUCAACUGGAUGCUGAGCUAGCUGACUGCAGAGAGCUCAACAGUAUACUCGCGAGCAAAGUGCAUGAGCAAGAACGUAAACUCUGUGGGUUCGUGCAAGAGCUCGACAGGACUAAAGUUCUGCUAGAAACUUUAGAAGGAACGCAUCAAAAGUUGCAGACAGCUAAAGCUGUCAUGCGGUAUGAACUGCAGGAGAAGAAGCACAUAUUGAAGAACCUCAAAGCCCAACUAGAAACGACGCGCGAAAACAGUGCCAGAGUUCGUCGUUCAAACGCAGAGUCGGAGUUGGAGUGGAAAAGUCUGCGGGAAGAAUUUACCAGCAGAAAGAAGCAAGACAGUCAGGACAGCGGUCUCUCGGAUGCGGGUCACAGCUCUCGGGAACAGUCUCCUUCUAGCGGUGACGACACGUCAGAGAAGGACGACCCAGAUUCAGUUGAAGACUUCAGUUCUGCAGUGGUAGAUUCAGAUAACGACUUGUCCCGUUCGCCCCAUAUGCUGGUUAUUGAUAUCGAGGAAAGAUAUCGUAUAAGGUCACAAAGGCUUGAGUUUCUGGAGCAACAGUGCAGGAUACUCUACAAUAGUUUAGUUCGUAGCACGGAGCGCAGCAACGGGUUGCAGAGGCGGCUCCAUAGUUUGCUGCGUGGCACACGCUACGAUACUUCCCCAACCAGUAGUAGCAGCAGUGACGACGACGCGCCUCCAGUGCCUCCAUCGGAACUUCAAAGUGCAUUGGCUGUUAUAACAGAAGAAGCGGCAGCGCUUCCGGAGGAAAGGCUAUUGACGGAUUACGAGUCUGACGUAGAAGAGACCUCUCAGGACGACUCGCUCCCUGAAAUUAGAAAACGUACCCUCGACACUGUUGUGCAGCGAGUGAAAAUGGAGAAAUUUCAAAGCGAAGAAGCUAUCGCAAACUUGAGACAAACUAUAACGGAGCUCCAAGAAGCCAAUGAACGACUGACUCUGCAGAUUACCCAAAUGGCAGAUGAAAGACUGCAAAGGGAGAAAGAUGUAAGGCAGAGGGCAUGUGAUAUGCUGAAGAACGAGCGGUGCAUGAAGAGCGUUCAGGUCCAAGAGUUAACAAAGGAACGCGAUUUGCUUCUUGAGCAAAGACAAGAACUGCUUGUGAAGCUUCAGGAGAAGGAUGAGAAGAUUGCGGAGAUGGAAAAGAACAACAAGAAGACUAUGCAAGACUAUAGCACACUGGAAAAAGAAGUCGCUGUGCUGACUGAGAAGCUGCAGUAUCAGACAUCAUCGCAUGACCACAUACAACAGAGUUUCGCGGUGCAGCAGACCUUGAUAACAGAAAUGAAAGACAGGAUCGAGGAUCAAGAAAAAUCACUCGCUGAGCUUGAACAGUCACUGGUGGGACUUCGUGAAGAUCGCAUAGCGGAACAGACCCAGUUCUUCACGGAGAUGGAACAAGUGCAACUUGUGGUAGCAUCCAGGGAAGAAGAAUGCUUAAAUCUGGGCGAAGAGCUUCGGCAGCUACGUGUCCAAGCAGACCAGGACAGGCAUCAGAACGAGCAGCUAAAGACGGAACUUGCAAAAGCCAAACAGUCGCUGACAACACUUGAAGGGGAUCUAAAGCAGAUGUCUGGAGAUUCCGAUGGCUUAAAGAAGCAGAUCAUAAGGCUUGUAAAGGAGAAAGACCUUCUUUGGAAGGAGAACGACAACCUUCAAUACCUUCAGCGAGUACAAGCGACGGAUAAAUGGAUGAACAACAGUGAAACUGAUUGCUGCCUUCACUGUUCGACGCAGUUCACACUUACCAUGCGAAAGGCGAAGCAUCAUUCGCUUCUUUAUAUAAUGCAGCACCACUGCCGGCUGUGUGGAAAGAUAUUUUGUCACAACUGCUCCAACAACUGGCUGAUGACAACGGCGAGUCGGAAUCCCACACGAGUGUGCAACGAUUGUACGACAAGGAACGAAGAACUUAUGCGCAACGCCAGGAGGGUAUCCAUUACGAGCACUGUGGACAGCGAGUUCGACCUCCCUGAGGCGUCGGGCUACAAACUACAGAAAAGCAAAACCACUGAGAUACCCUUCAGGAGUAAAAGGACAUCCAUCCCGAGCCACCUCGCAGAGGAAGUGGCCUUGUGCUCCUCGGCCCCUUCUUUGCAAUCGUCGUCGCCACGCACCAUGCCCAAAAUUGUUCGCAACUGGUCAUUCCCACGACUUCGAAAACUACAGUACCUGCAGAGAUCCCCGCGUGGAGCCGAUGACAAGAACUUUGACAUCAUAAGCGACGAAGAGAUAGCACGGUCGCUUUCUGCCUGCAGUCCUUACAACAGCUUCAGCCCUCCCGCCAGCACGGAGAUAUCUUUCCAUCAGAGCUCUCCUCGCACCGCAGACGACAUUGCCGACUGCGGAGACGAGGGUUGUCGCGGGGAACUAUGGGUCAAUGCUGGUGCAAGCUGUGGCAUUCCUAUCCACCUUGACGUUGCAGAAACUACUAUCCGGUACCAGUUCACGUCAGACCCCAAGACUGUCUCCUUCGAGAUAAAGUAUAGAUCAUUUGAUGCAGACGUAGACGCCAUGGAUGUCAUCCUACCCUCUGUGAGUGUGCAAGCAAGUCCCGAACCCGUAGAAGGACAGCUGAUAGUGCGAGACCCUGGACUCUACAUGCUGGUAUUUGACAACCAGCACUCAAAGUUCAUGGCCAAGAAGAUUUGCUACAAGCUUCAUGCGCAGAAACCGUGCAAAGACGGUCAAGCGUCGUCGUGCGUAUGAAUUGCCCGACUCGUGCCCGUCUCGGCAGACUUGUAUAUUAAUGUAAAGGUUGUGUUAGUGUUGUAAAUUAUAGGCUUGUUUGACAAUGUAGAGCACAUCCGCUGUAAAUGUGCAUGUAUAUGUCAUAAUUUAUUAGAGAAUGACCAUCAUUUUAACGUCAAUUUUUAAUAUAAUGGACCGUGUACAGAUGGCAUUCAUAUAGUUCCGUCCCUCGCAUAGACCUGACAACGUUUUAUAAGAAAUGUUUUAAUAAAACGUACGUUUUAAAACAAAAUUCUGA